UGUUUCGAUAUUAUAUAAAGAGAGAGAGAGUGUGGGUGUGUGUUAGUACCAGGUUUUCUUUCUUUGAAAACCAAGGGAGAAGAAUCUCUGACAGAGGUUGAGAAGCCCAUCAGAGUCCCAAAACAAAAUCAUGAAGAAAGGAAGCUUGGGGUCCAGUCUGAAACUCUCAGUUCCUGCAUCUGAUCAGGCUACUUUUGCAAAGUUCCUGACUGAAAGUGGCACUUUUAAGGAUGGGGAUCUGCUUGUCAACAGGGAUGGAGUUCGAAUUGUUUCUGAGAAUGAAGUCGAAGCUCCACCCCCAAUCAAGCCAACAGACAACCAGUUAAGUUUGGCGGACAUUGACAUAAUCAAAGUUGUUGGAAAGGGAAAUGGAGGGUUAGUGCAAUUGGUGCAACACAAAUGGACUAAUCAGUUUUUUGCACUGAAGGUAAUUCAAAUGAAUAUUGAGGAGUCUAUGCGCAGGCAGAUAGCCCAAGAGCUGAAAAUUAAUCAAUCAGCACAAUGUCCUUAUGUUGUUGUCUGCUACCAAUCAUUCUAUGAUAAUGGUGUAAUAUCAAUCAUCUUAGAGUACAUGGAUGGAGGCUCUUUAGCUGAUCUUCUGAAGAAAGUUAAAACAAUUCCGGAGCCAUAUCUUGCCGCCAUCUGUAAGCAGGUGUUGAAGGGUUUAAUGUAUCUUCACCAUGAAAGACAUAUUAUCCACAGAGACUUAAAACCUUCUAAUUUGUUAAUAAAUCAUAUAGGCGAAGUAAAGAUUACUGACUUUGGUGUCAGUGCUAUUAUGGAAAGUACAUCUGGUCAAGCAAAUACUUUCAUUGGCACAUACAACUAUAUGUCUCCAGAGAGAAUCGAUGGGAGCCAGCAUGGCUACAAUUACAAAAGUGAUAUAUGGAGUUUGGGACUAAUAUUGCUCGAGUGUGCUAUGGGACGGUUUCCAUAUACACCACCAGAUCAAAGUGAAACUUGGGAAAGCAUUUUUGAUCUUAUUGAAACCAUUGUUGAUGGACCACCUCCUAGUGCUCCAUCUGAACAAUUUUCUAAAGAAUUUUGCACAUUUAUCUCAGCAUGUCUACAGAAAGACCCAAGGGAUAGACUGUCGGCUCAGGGACUAGUGAGACAUCCUUUUAUCAGCAUGUAUGAGGACUUGGAUGUGGAUCUUGCUGCUUACUUCUCCAACGCGGGAUCUCCACUGGCAACCUUAUAAAACUUGUUGGAGUUAUAGUACUCGAUGGCAACUUGGCAAGUACAAAUUCCAUCGGAUGUAACUGUAGUUUUGAUUCCUUUUUUAUUGUAGAGCACAGCUUGCAUAUGAGCAGCGUCUGCAGAUGAGUCGAAGAAACCAGCUCCUCUAGUUAUGUCAAAAGAUUCUGUGUUUUGUUAUUGAGUGAUUGAGUUCAAGAAUUUGUUGGGAAACUCAUAGAUGUAAGGGCCUAUAAAUUGCAAUGAUUGGCACUUCAUGAAGAAUUUUAAUGCUGAA
Messenger RNA from Gastrolobium bilobum, 1474 nucleotides. Its product is annotated as mitogen-activated protein kinase kinase SIPKK-like. NCBI's taxonomy places the organism in Eukaryota, Viridiplantae, Streptophyta, Magnoliopsida, Fabales, Fabaceae. The transcript is spliced from 9 exons. Gene Ontology annotation, molecular function: ATP binding; protein serine/threonine kinase activity. Bases 131 to 1201 code for a protein of 356 amino acids. Gene Ontology annotation, biological process: protein phosphorylation. The record is from RefSeq and is a predicted model, not a curated record. Gene Ontology annotation, cellular component: cytoplasm.